This is a messenger RNA of Astyanax mexicanus (Mexican tetra), 4847 nucleotides long. It is a transcript of the gene atp2a2b, whose product is annotated as ATPase sarcoplasmic/endoplasmic reticulum Ca2+ transporting 2b. Gene Ontology annotation, biological process: calcium ion transmembrane transport; intracellular calcium ion homeostasis. The transcript is spliced from 20 exons. The record is from RefSeq and is a predicted model, not a curated record. NCBI's taxonomy places the organism in Eukaryota, Metazoa, Chordata, Actinopteri, Characiformes, Acestrorhamphidae. Gene Ontology annotation, molecular function: P-type calcium transporter activity; ATP binding; ATP hydrolysis activity. Gene Ontology annotation, cellular component: membrane. The coding region runs from base 491 to 3616 and encodes 1041 amino acids.
AGCCUUCCACAUGCGGACAUCGGAACAGUGCUGGAGGAGGAGAGAGAGCGCGAGGCGAGCACUGAGCGGAGCGGCUGCAGCUGACGGUGCUGCCUGUAGUAGCUUUAGCCAGUUAACUAACCCGUGAUCCACCGGCACCUCGCUGCUCCAACACCGAGCUCAGGCUUCUCUACAGCGGCGGAGAACUCGAGGAGAGACCGGCCGGGCGCCUCGCGAAGUCGCCGGGACUCGGAGCCGCUUGUUUAACGUUAGUUUAAACUUCAGUAACGUUAGUUAACCUAACCGUUAACGAGCUACAGCUUCUCUACCGGCGACUCGCUCCCGCUAACAAACACACGAGCGCUCUUCCUCCUCUUCCCAGCAGCCGGGCUCAGCCUGCGGGCGCCGCUCCGGUACCGAGCUUAAAGCGGUGACUCGGCUCUUUAGUCGGAUCCGGGAGUCGCUGAGGGAAACCGGGACGGUUUUAGAGGAGCUCGAGACGCCGUCCACCAUGGAGAACGCUCACACAAAGACGGUGGAGGAGGUGUACAGCUAUUUCAGCGUGAACGAGAGCACCGGGCUCGGCCUGGACCAGCUGAAACGGCAGAAGGAGAAGUGGGGACCGAACGAACUACCGGCAGAAGAAGGAAAAUCACUGUGGGAGCUCGUGGUGGAACAGUUCGAGGAUCUCUUAGUCAGGAUUCUUCUUCUGGCAGCAUGCAUAUCUUUUGUACUGGCCUGGUUUGAAGAGGGAGAGGAGACCAUUACAGCUUUUGUGGAGCCUUUUGUAAUAUUGCUAAUUCUUAUAGCCAACGCCAUUGUAGGGGUUUGGCAGGAGCGAAACGCAGAAAAUGCCAUCGAGGCCCUCAAAGAGUACGAGCCUGAGAUGGGCAAAGUGUAUCGGCAAGACAGGAAGAGCGUGCAGAGGAUCAAAGCCAGAGACAUCGUGCCCGGGGACAUAGUAGAAGUUGCUGUGGGUGACAAAGUUCCUGCAGAUAUCCGGCUGACGUCCAUCAAAUCCACAACGCUAAGAGUGGACCAGUCCAUUCUGACAGGAGAGUCUGUAUCAGUCAUCAAACAUACAGACCCGGUCCCCGACCCACGAGCUGUGAACCAGGACAAGAAGAACAUGCUGUUCUCUGGUACCAACAUUGCAGCAGGUAAAGCCGUGGGCGUGGUGGUGGCCACAGGCGUGAACACGGAGAUCGGGAAGAUCCGGGACGAGAUGGCGUCCACCGAGCAGGAGCGCACCCCUCUGCAGCAGAAGCUGGACGAGUUUGGGGAGCAGCUUUCCAAGGUCAUCUCGCUCAUCUGCAUUGCAGUGUGGAUUAUCAACAUCGGCCACUUCAACGACCCCGUGCACGGCGGCUCCUGGAUCCGAGGUGCCAUCUACUACUUUAAGAUCGCCGUGGCUCUGGCUGUUGCUGCUAUUCCAGAGGGUCUGCCGGCCGUCAUCACCACCUGCCUGGCCCUGGGCACCCGCCGGAUGGCCAAGAAGAACGCCAUAGUCCGCUCCCUGCCCUCCGUGGAGACGCUGGGCUGCACCUCGGUCAUCUGCUCCGACAAGACCGGCACCCUGACCACCAACCAGAUGUCUGUCUGCAGGAUGUUCAUCAUUGAUCAGGUGCAGGGAGACAGCUGCUCACUCAGGGAGUUCACUGUUACAGGAUCCACAUACGCACCUGAAGGAGAAGUGUACCAGGAUGGUAAACCAGUGAAAUGCUCCAAGUAUGACGCUCUGGUGGAAAUGGCCACGAUCUGCGCUCUCUGUAACGACUCAUCUCUGGACUUUAAUGAGGCUAAAGGUGUGUAUGAGAAGGUUGGCGAGGCCACAGAGACGGCUCUCACCUGUCUGGUGGAGAAGAUGAAUGUGUUUGACAACGAUCUCAAAGGCCUUUCUAAGAUCGAACGGGCCAACGCAUGCAACUCUGUAAUUAAGCAGCUGAUGAAGAAAGAGUUCACACUGGAGUUCUCUCGGGACAGGAAGUCCAUGUCUGUUUACUGCACCCCCAACAAGGCGCGCUCCUCCAUCGGCAAGAUGUUCGUCAAGGGAGCUCCAGAGGGAGUAAUUGACAGGUGUACACACAUCCGCGUGGGCAGUAAUAAGGUUCCUCUGACGCCGGGUAUAAAGGAGAAGAUCCUGUCUGUGAUUCGUGAAUACGGAACAGGGAGGGACACGCUGAGGUGCCUGGCUCUGGCCACACGAGACAAUCCCAUCAGCAAAGAGGACCUGGUGCUGGAGGACUCCACUCGCUUUGUGGAGUACGAGACGGAUCUGACCUUCGUGGGCUGUGUGGGCAUGCUGGAUCCUCCCAGAGCUGAAGUGGCGGCCUCCAUGAAGCUGUGCCGCCUGGCAGGAAUCCGGGUCAUCAUGAUCACCGGAGAUAACAAGGGCACGGCCGUGGCGAUCUGCAGGCGCAUCGGCAUCUUCGGCGAGAACGACGACGUCUCGCGCAUGGCCUUCACCGGUCGAGAGUUCGAUGACCUGUCUCCCGCAACCCAGCGAGAGGCGGUGCUGACCGCUCGCUGCUUCGCCCGCGUCGAACCCUCGCACAAAUCCAAGAUCGUGGAGUACCUGCAGUCCUACGAUGAGAUCACUGCUAUGACUGGUGAUGGUGUGAAUGAUGCUCCUGCUCUGAAAAAGGCUGAGAUUGGAAUCGCAAUGGGUUCUGGUACUGCUGUGGCGAAGACUGCCUCUGAGAUGGUGCUGGCUGAUGAUAACUUUGCCACCAUCGUGGCAGCGGUUGAGGAAGGCCGAGCUAUAUACAACAACAUGAAGCAGUUCAUCCGCUACCUCAUCUCUUCUAACGUUGGAGAAGUAGUCUGCAUCUUCCUGACUGCAGCUCUGGGCUUCCCUGAGGCUCUGAUCCCAGUACAGCUCCUGUGGGUGAAUCUGGUGACCGACGGCCUUCCUGCCACUGCGCUGGGCUUCAACCCUCCUGAUUUGGACAUCAUGAACAAGCCCCCCCGCAACGCCCGCGAGCCCCUCAUCUCCGGCUGGCUCUUUUUCAGAUACCUGGCUAUUGGUGGUUAUGUUGGUGCUGCUACUGUUGGUGCUGCUGCUUGGUGGUUCAUUGCUGCUGAAGAUGGUCCAAGAGUCACCUUCUACCAGCUGAGUCACUUCCUCCAGUGUGGACCAGACAACCCUGAAUAUAAGGGCGUCAAUUGUGAGAUCUUCGAGUCGCCGUAUCCCAUGACCAUGGCUCUGUCUGUACUGGUCACCAUCGAAAUGUGCAACGCCCUCAACAGUGUGUCGGAGAACCAGUCCCUGCUGCGUAUGCCCCCCUGGGAAAACGUAUGGCUGCUGGGAGCCAUCUGCCUCUCCAUGUCCCUUCACUUCCUCAUCCUGUAUGUGGAGCCUCUCCCGAUGAUAUUUCAGAUCACUCCUCUGAACCUGACCCAGUGGCUGAUGGUGCUGAAGAUCUCUCUGCCGGUCAUCCUGCUGGACGAGGUGCUGAAGUUCGCGGCGAGGAACUACCUGGAGCCGGGUAAAGAGCUGGACACGCCUGAGCACAAGGGCUGCCCGCUCACCGCCUGGACAGAGGGCAUCUCCUGGCCCUUCGUGGCUCUCUCACUCCCCCUGGUGCUCUGGAUCUACAGCACCGACACUAACCUGGCCGAGAUGUUCUGGUCCUGACUCAUAUGAGCACAACCCCCCCCUGUCCCUCGUCCCCCGUACCCAGUCCCCCACUCACCCUGUGUGUAGAUAGAGAGAACCUGUGUGCGUGUGUGAGUGCCAGUGUGUGUAAGAGGCGUGCCUGUGCACUCGUGAAAGUGCACGAGAAGGACGGAGAUAACACGAACAUAAUAAUAAUAUAAAAACCUAACUGUUCCUUUUUUUUUUUUAAUAUAUGUACCAGUAGUGGGCAUGGAGGGGACCACAAUAGAGCUGAAGUCUUUAAGUAUUAGUGAUCGUCGUCGUCGUCGUCGUUGAUAUGACCACCAUGUUUGUGGGCUUUUCUGCUGGUUUGGUCUUAAGAACGAUCAUGAUUUUUGUUGCCUUUUUUAAUAUUUAAUAAUUUGGAAGCGUUUUUUCUUAAUUCCAGAGGUAUCAUUUCAAACCAGUACAAAUACUAAUUUCUUUUUGUCUUCGUUUAUUUUUUGGGUCCUCCCUUUGAGUGCAUGAGGAGAAGCUCUGAUAUCUGAUGUGUACAGAGAUUGAACACUAUUUUAUACAACUCAUCUUCUGUCUUUGGUCCUGCUUCCAAUGGGUCCUGGGGGGGGGGCAGGCUACAUCUAGGCAGUGAGUGAGACCAGAUUUAGCACCCCCACACCCGUCUCCCAUCCUUCCAACCUCCCAACACCCUUACUGUGCGUUUGAUUGAUUGAUUAAUACAUGAUUCAUUGAUUAAAACAUAUCUGAUGUUUCACUGAAAGCCAUAACGUAAUGUAAAAGUCAGAUCAGCCCAUAUCAGGCAUAUGUUUAUCUAGAAGUCUGUUUUUUUAUUAAUACAUUCCAGCAUUUCAUUCACACUUUUUCUUUUUAAAUAAAUGAAUAAAUAAAUGUGCUACAAAUGGUUCUUUGAGUGAUUUGAACUUAUAAUAAUAGAAUAACCAUAUUUGGAUCCAUUAAGAACCUAAAAAAAUACACUAAACAUAUCUAAUGCAUCACUAUAAGUAUCUAUAUACACCUUUUUUACCCUUUACAUGUAUAUCAGCUUGUGUAAUCACCUUAAAAUAAAUCUGAAUAAAAAUUAAAACAGAUACCAGGUACUUAAAAGUGAGUAGAGUUGAGUACGGUAUAAUUCAGUAGUGUGUGGGAAGGUACCAUGCAGUUGAAAAGUGAUGAGAUAUCACUCAUAUUCUCUCACUUAUUGAUCCAAAAGUGGUGAUUCUCUGUAGAAAUGGACCAAAAUGAAUUUUUUUUU